Messenger RNA from Synchiropus splendidus (mandarinfish), 2934 nucleotides. Its product is annotated as cadherin-10-like. The transcript is spliced from 12 exons. Lineage: Eukaryota; Metazoa; Chordata; Actinopteri; Syngnathiformes; Callionymidae. The coding region runs from base 30 to 2021 and encodes 663 amino acids. Gene Ontology annotation, cellular component: adherens junction; plasma membrane; catenin complex. Gene Ontology annotation, molecular function: calcium ion binding; cadherin binding. The record is from RefSeq and is a predicted model, not a curated record. Gene Ontology annotation, biological process: cell-cell junction assembly; adherens junction organization; calcium-dependent cell-cell adhesion.
CGCCUGGCUCCUCCUGACCUUCAGCGAACAUGACGCCGCUCUCCCUGUUGGCUCUCCUGCUGAGUUGGACCGGCUCCUCGGGUGGACACAGGCUGGAGGGGCAGCAGUUCCUGCUCAUCGAGGAAGCAGAGGAAGUCCAGUUCAUCGGCAAGCUCCAGUCGGACCAGGACCCCGGUGACGGCAGCAUCGAGUAUCUUCUGUCCGGCGAAGGAGCGGGCGACCUUUUCACGCUGGACCCACACACCGGUGACCUCUUCGCCAGCCGCCCUCUGGACCGGGAGGAAAAGGCCGUCUACCGCCUGGCGUUCACCGUCAUUGAGCGGCGGACGGAUCGAGUGGUGCAGCCGGAGAGAGCCAUCACUGUGCUCCUCAGAGACGUCAAUGAUCACGCGCCGGUCUUCAGCCAAGACUCCUACCUCGCAGCUGUUCCGGAGAACUCCAACUGGGGUGCGUCAGUGGUCCAGCUCAGCGCCUCCGAUGCAGACGAGGGCCUGAAUGCUCAGAUCCACUACGACUUCCAAGGAGAACACGAAUAUUUCAGCCUGGAUCAUGAGACUGGCCUGAUCCGGACGGCGUCCAUCUUUCCUGGUGACCUGGACCGCGAGCGGAGGGAGAGCCACCACCUGGUGGUGGUGGCCACAGACAGGGCGGGGCUGAGCGGCGGCCUCACCGCCACCACCCAGGUCUCGGUCACGCUCACUGACGUCAACGACAACCCGCCUCGCUUCGCUCAGGAUGUGUUCCAGUUCCACGUCCGGGAGUCUGUCCAGCCCGGGAGCACAGUGGGCAGACUGAGGGCGGUCGACCCUGACCUCGGGAAGAACGCGGAGAUGAAGUUCUCCAUCGUCGGCGGGAGCAGCGUGUUUGAGGUCCUCACAGACCAGGACACUCAGGAGGGCGUCAUCCUGGUUCGCAAGCCUCUGGACUACGAGACACGCUCUUCGUACAGAGUCGACCUUCAGGUGGAGAACACUCAGGUGCCCCCGGGCUGUGAGCCGCAGCACACGCCAGACCUCGCCCUGGUGGAGAUCUUCCUGGAAAAUGAGGUGGAAGCCCCCGUUUUUGACAAGGAUUGGUACCGUAUGGAGGUGAAGGAGGACGCCGCGGUCGGCACGAUGGUCGGCGCUGUGCACGCCAGCGACCCCGACGGACCUCAGAGCCCCAUCAGGUACUUCAUCAACUGGGACACAGACCGGAAGUUUGACAUCGACGAAGCCACCGGGAGCAUCACGGUGGUCGGCAGCUUGGACCGAGAGGCGUCGGCCUGCCACAACUUCUCAGUCACCGCCACCAAACUCGAUGUCGCUCUUCCCAGCCGUGCGACUGUCAGCAUCUGUCUGCUGGAUGUCAACGACAACGCCCCCGUGUUGGUGGUGGAGGGCGCCCCGUUUGUCUGUGAGGGCUUCCAGGCGGCUGGUCAGCUGAUCCAGGUAGUCUCAGCUGUUGACCCCGACGACCCCCCGAGUGGAGACAAGUUCUCCUACAGCAUGGCCUCCCACACCGGCCCGUUCACCGUGCAGGACAGUGGAGCGACCUUCUCCAUUCCAGACAACACGGCGAGGAUCCUGACCCAGCAAGCCACACUGGACCGCUCUCACCAAAGAGUCCACCUGGUUCCAGUCGUGGUCAGUGACGGCGAGGUCCCCAUGCAGUGGAGCACCGGGACCGUGACUGUGAAGGUCUGCAGCUGCAGCCACGGAGGCCACUGCAGCAGCAGUGAGGUGCUGUCCUGGAGUCCAGCGACGCUUCUCUGGUGUUUGGUCGCCAUCGCCCUGUUCUUCAUCGCACUGCUGGGCAAGGUCCUGGUGCAGACCCUGAAGGAGACACCAGUGCCAGUCAUCGUCCAGCGGCUCCUGAGAAGGAGGGAGGCGCUCACCCGGGACACAGCGUUAGCAGAAAGCACUGUUGCGACGCACGUGGUGUCUCCCACCAGCGGACCUUCUUCUCACUUACCAGUUAAAAAGUUGAGCUCAACACUGGGAGAGCGCCACCGCCUGGUAUGGACUCAUCCUGGCUGUUGAUCAAACCUGCGAGCUUCCAGCCUGGAGAUCUGGGCCACCUGGUGGGAAAAGUAUUGAGGGAGACGCUGUAGAUCAGGCUGCACACCGUGACACGUGUUCCUGACAAUGAUAAAGGUGUUUAUUGUUGACAAAGCACGUUUUCUUCACCACGAUGGAACUCUAAUGUAUGCACCCAGUCAUCUUGGGCACUUGCAUGUCACAUGACCUCAUGGGCGUCUGCUCUGGCACCAUCUUGAGCUUCAGCGUCGAGCUCUGGUUCGUCUGGCGACUUGACCAAGUGUUGCUGAGCAGCUAAAUGAGAUCUUCCUUUCUUCUGCAGCAGCUUCCUCUGCGAGUGUUGACACAACAUCCUCUUCACCCCACAAAAACACACCACUCCACGAUAUCCAAGAGCAAAUUUAAUACAAAUGUCGAGGGCAAAACAUGUGGCAGCGAAUCGGGGCAAAGAAACCCACCUUUUCCACAACUGUGUCUCACACUGGUAUAAAGCACUUUUUAAAUUUUUUUUCUUUUCUUACGACAACAAAAUCGCCUUCUGCUUCAUACAAAGAGGAAAAAAAACAUUUUUUGCUUUGAACUAUAUUACAGCUUUUAAAUAUAAAAGAAAAGGAAACAAAACAAAGUUGUGUUCAACUUCACUGGCAGCAUCGUGGCGGGGUCAUAAAACAGCAGCGCUCUUCAACAGAACUGGAAAGGAGAAGAACAAAGUCAGGAGAGUGAAGUCCGAGCAAGACACGUACGUGAGGACCUGAACUCACCUUCCAGCGGUCGCCACAGCCGUUGCACACGACGAAGGUGGUCAUGGGCUCAUCCGCGCUGCGAGUUUGCACCUUCAACACACAGGCAGCCAGUAAAUGCAAUGUGAGUCUGUGUUUGUUUGUCAUUGUGGGGACCAAUUCUUGACUAAACACCU